Molecule: messenger RNA, 5740 nt
Organism: Hemicordylus capensis (graceful crag lizard)
Lineage: Eukaryota; Metazoa; Chordata; Lepidosauria; Squamata; Cordylidae
Gene: SLC16A6
Product: solute carrier family 16 member 6
Exons: 6
Coding region: 620-2197 (525 amino acids)
Biological process (GO): transmembrane transport; monocarboxylic acid transport
Molecular function (GO): monocarboxylic acid transmembrane transporter activity
Source: RefSeq, a predicted model, not a curated record
UCUGCGACUGCAAUUGCAAAGCCGGGUCCGGCGCGCACAUGGCGCUGCUGAGCUACAGCGCGCGCCGGAUCCGCCGGCAGAGACCGGCUCCAGCCGGUAUAAAAAGCUGAGCUAGAGAGACUGAGACUGCACACGGAGCACUUGCAAAGGGACCAAGCAGGAGGAGGAAGGGGGCUAUUAAAGAGAGAGGCGGGAGCGGGUGUUUGGUGGAAGGGGGCCCUCAGCCAGAGCGAGGGGCUGGGGACCGUGUCACUCGAAAAGCCCAGGCGCAAAGGGAGCACCCAGCUGAGCAUGGGGCAGCCUUGGCACUGCCAGCGAGAGCCGAAUGUUGGAUAGCGAAGGGGGCAACUUGCUCCUCGCUUUCCACUGAGGGGGUCCGUUGGGCUGCAGACGGGGCGAGUGUGAGGCGGCGGCUGCUUCCCACCUCCAGUGCCAAUUCCUUGGCUCCCGCUUUUAAGGGCGCGGGGUUGGAGGGCUCCGCACGCACAGCCCUCUCAAGAUGUUACUGAUCAGGUCAUAGGCUAAAGCUGCACUUCUCUCUCCGCGGCUUGGGGGGCUAGUUCUUCCUCAUCUUUCUCUCCCCAAGUUGCAGCAGCAUCUUCUACCGACCUGAUCAAAAAUGACUGUCAAAGCAACAAGAAUGUCAUGCCUUGCUCCAAAUGUUUAUACUAAAGUGCCUGAUGGAGGAUGGGGAUGGAUUGUGGCUUUUGCUUUCUUCUUUGUGGAGGCCCUGACAUAUGGCAUUAUCAAGUCUUUCGGGGUCUUCUUUACGGACCUGAUGCAAAGCUUUGAUGAAACCAACAGCAGGAUAUCAUGGAUAAUCUCAAUAUGUGUAUUUGUACUAACAUUUACUGCUCCUCUUUCUACAAUACUUUCUAAUCGUUUUGGUCAUCGUCUGGUGGUAAUGAUUGGAGGAUUACUGAUCAGUACUGGGAUGGUUGCAGGCUCUUUUGCACGCACAGUUGUUGAAAUGUACAUAUCUAUUGGUAUAGUUUCGGGCUUGGGAUACUGCCUUACUUUUCUUCCAACCGUCACCAUUCUAUCACAGUACUUUGACAAAAAGCGUUCAUUAGUCACAGCAGUGGCUUCUACAGGAGAAUGUUUUGCUGUCUUCUCUUUUGCACCAGCUAUCACUGCUCUGAAGGAACAAAUUAGUUGGAGAUACAGCCUCCUGUUUGUUGGUCUGCUGCAGCUUGGAAUCGUUGCCUGUGGAUCACUACUGAGACCAAUCAUAAUCAAAGCACAGGAAGUAGUGAAAGUAUCCCCAGUGGAAGAGCAAAAAGAGACAAAGUACAUGCUUGAAAAUGAGCAGACACGCACCUCAUUAGAUUCCAUUGACUCAGGAGUAGAAGUAACUACCUCACCUUGCAACAUGCCUGGAGUUGCCAAAUUGGUACUGAAAAGUGAAGAAGAACCAAAGGAAAACACAGAGAUGCUCGUAGAAGCUAGGAGCAUCCCUAAAGAGGAACCAAAAAUCCAACUCCUGGAUUUCUCUGUGAUGAAAGACUAUAGCUUUAUUUGUUACGCACUUUUUGGUUUGUUUGCUACUCUGGGAUUCUUUGCUCCUUCCCUAUACAUAAUUCCUCUCAGCAUGAGCCUUGGCAUUGACAAGGAUCGCUCUGCGUACAUACUGUCAGCCAUGGCGAUCUCUGAAGUCUUUGGCAGAAUCAGUGCUGGUUGGGUCCUCAACAAAAAGCCUAUCCGAAAAAUUUACAUUGAACUCAUCUGUGUCAUUCUGCUGGAUAUUGCCCUCUUUGCUUUCCCUCUUGCUUAUGAAUUUUGGGGGCUAAUGACAUGUAGCAUUUUCUUUGGAUUCAUGCUUGGAACUGUGGCAGGGACACACAUUCCCAUGUUAGCUGAAGAUGAUGUAGUUGGCAUUGAGAAGAUGUCAUCUGCUGCUGGAGUUUACGUAUUUAUUCAAAGUUUAUCAGGGUUGGCUGGACCACCCCUUGCAGGUAUACUAGUGGAUACCACAAAGAACUACAGCUCUGCAUUCUAUUCCUGUGCUGCUGGAAUGUUCCUGGCCGCUGUCUUCCUUGCUUUGGUGAGGCCUUGCAAGAAGGUACAGUGUCAAUGUAAGGAACAACCAGCAGAAGAGAAUGUCUCAGAGCCUUUACAGGAUAUACCAGAUGACUUUAUAGAACCGGAUCUUGGGAAAAAUGAGGAUUCUGUAAAAGGAUGUGAUAACAUGGCCUGAAAGAGAAGAAGCAGAGGCUGUGUUUAAAGACUGGGGGAGAAAGCAAGUCAACUCUGACCCACCUUCUAAAACCUACACUUUAAAGGGAAUGCAAAAUCAAAUGUGAACAGAAGCUAUGAUUCUUUUCAGAAAGAUGCGAUUAUUCUUUCACCAUUUUUGUAAACAACUGGAAUGCUGAAUUCCAUUGAUUACUCACAUAAGAGCACUCCUACCCAGCCUGAAGAUGUGGUUCAGAUUUCCAUAUUCCUAAGAAGCAACAGGCAAGAUAAAAAGAAUUCUAUCAAUUUGAAACCAUGUGCAAGAAGCUAACAAUUACUCAGAAGAAAAGCAUGUAUAGGCCAUGUAACUAAAACAAUCAUUGCAGUCUUUCUUAUUGCCUGCUAGCACCUCGCAUCCAAAACUUUGCUGUCAGUCAAAUGUAUAAGAAUAGUGACACAGAAGAGUUGAUUUGGUAAAACAAGUUUUUUGUUUGUUUUCUUACCAGAUGAAGUUAGUUAUUUCAGAUUAUUAGCUUCAGAGAACACUGGGGUAAAGGGUGGGGCUCAAUAGCAUAUUUAGAUUUAAGAGAGGUGUUUCUUUUGUUUUUUAAAAACUCACUUGAACUCCAUAAAUGCUGGGAAGUUGGGAGCUUACCACCUUUAAAAAAAAAAUGGCCAGUUAUUACAUCAUAUUUCAUUCAAACUUUAAAUUUCUCUCCAGACAUAGCCCAAUCCUAUACACACUUACUCAGAAGUUUAAGUAAGUGUGCACAGAACUGCAGGCUUAAAGAAUAUUAUUCCUUUUUUAGUAGUCAGACAAAUCAACAUGACUGUAUUGUCUUCUAAUUUAAAACUAGUAUUAAGUUAUUAUAGGAGUAUUAGAGGCUGCCUUUUAAGGCAAAUUUGUGUUUUUAAACUUUCCACCAAUAUUUUUAAAAGGCAUAGGUUGUCACGCACACACACAUUUUCUAUUAAGUUUUUAGACAACCUAUAUUUUUUGAAAGACACAUGCUGUUUGGAACACAGUCCCAAAAUAAUAGGACUGUCCUGGUUGGUAACACAGUAAAGACAGGAUCUUGUUUGGCUCCAAGUACUGUAGCUUGAAUCAGUGAAACAUUUAACAUAUUAGGCACUGUGUAGUAAAAACUGAGCCUAUGCUUGAAUGCUUUGCUGAAUCAAGUAAGAGAAUUUUUAGGAGAAAAUCUUCUUUCAUUGUAUUUUGUAAUAUGUUGUGGAUCAGGCCUUCAGCUUACAUAGUGGGACCCAUGGCUGUAGGCUUGGGCCAGCCUUGCACCAACUAAGAAUGAAGCCUGUAUGCUUUGUUCUUACCACUGGUGACCCCCAUGCAAUCUCCCAUGGCAGUGUAUGGGACUGCUGGCUAACUCACAGCCCUCCCUGAAUUGCAUGGAGGCUCCCAAUUGUGUGAGCCAUUGCACAUAUGGCCCCUGCUAUUUGUAUGACUGCAACUACCUUUUCUGGAACCAUUGUGAUCAAAUGAAUGACAGGGGCUCCCCUCCACUGUCAGCUCCAUGCAAUCCCCACUGGGCUGUGACACCACAAAGAGCUGUCCAAGUGAUUGCGUAGGGACCAAAUGUUUGAACCCAGUGAUCAUGUGGGGGCCAAAUGCAUGAACCAGGCCUUGCAGCUUUGUGUAUUCGUAAGUUUUCCAUUCACCAUAGCUGCAUUUAUAUAUAUAUCUGCAUUUUCAAUGAAUCAACAGAACCUAAGGCAGAAGAGAAAAGCAACUUUUAGAAGUAUAAAAAAGUAUUGCAGUUUACAUUAUUAGAAUACAAAAAGUAUACAGCUGUCAUAGGAUCAAAUAACUGAUCCUAAAAAUUUCAAAGCUACUACCCUGGAUGCCAAUCUUGUUCCCACUUAAGUUGGUAUGGAUUUUGCCAUUGACUUCAUGUGGAGUGUAACUGGACCACACAGUUAUAUUUUUCUCCCAUUUUCAGUCAAUUAUGUGCAAAGAAAGGGAAAUCUAAAAAUGGCAACAUGUUGGCUGUUCACUCAUUCUUACUUUUAACAGAUAACUUGCUUGCCCUACUUUUAUGCAUCUUUUUGUCACUAGGCAACUCAGGGGGACAAAACAAGAAAACAAAAGUCUGUUUUGGUUUCAGAGUAGACAGAGUACAGCUUUUUUUAAAAUUCUCCAUAUUUCAGUGGGAGUGGCAUUAUAUGCAGACUGCUCUGCUAAAAUGUUUGUGUUAUCACCUGCAGACAAUAGGGAUGUGCAAACAGGUUCAAUGUCGAAUGGGUUCAAUGAACGGGGUCGGUUCAACAGUUCAGGGUCAAACUGAACCACCCCCUGUUCAGUCUGACCCUGGACCGCUGGGGGGAGGGGUUUGUGAGUUGAUUAAAAAAAAAAUUAAGUACUCCCUGGCUAUUAUAUAAUCCUUGGCUAUUGGCCACUGUGGCUGGGGAUUACGGGAAUUGUAGUCCAAAAACAGAUGAGGGGGCAGAGUUGAGGAGGCCUGCCUUAAAGCCUCUGCAAGGAUUUAUUUUUUUAAAAACCUGCUGACCCCUGAAUGCAGAUCAGUGGAAAUCCUUGCAAUUUCAACGUGAGGACGACUUCAACCGACCACCCCAAUCUUAAACACAUUUAUGGGGAUGCUGGUUGAUUUCUGAUGGAGUAUACUCUCAAGUGUUUUUGGUAUCAGAAUAUUAAGCUGUGAUCCUAAUAAGCAUAAUUAUUUGGUUGAUUUCUGGUUGAUUUCUGAUGGAGUAUACUCUCAAGUGUCUUUGGUAUCAGAAUAUUAAGCUGUAAUCCUAAUAAGCAUACUUAUUUGGAAGCAUGUUCCACUAAAGUAAUUUCAGUUUGGGGUGUUAAGAUAUCCAAAUAUGGGAACAGGUGCUCUCAUAUCAGAGUGGUUCUAGUAAUCUACCCUCCCUCACUGCCUGAGAACUAUGGAGAACACGUUGCAGUUUAGUGUCUUUUUUAUAUCUUCAGCACUUUAUUACAUACAGCAGAACCUCGAUAAAUUGCACCAGUUACUGGGCGACACACACCACCACCCACCAUGGAGGUGGCCAACUUAUUUUUUCCUGAACUAGCGAGUAAAUGAACAAACAUGAGACUGUGCUUACAACAGUGUAUAAUUUAUUUAUUUAUUUAUUUAACAUGUACCAUCAUUAAUUAUUCAUCAUUAUACCUCUAGCAAAGCCGUAAAUAUGCUCUUUGAUGUCAAUUGCAAAUUUAAUGAAGUCUUAUUAAUACAAGACCUCACAACAGUACUUCUACUAUCAUAACUUUGCUAAAGGUAUUAUGACAGGGGGCAUAUUAUGUGUACAUGGGAAAACUUAGUUGUCCUGCAGAUUAACGAGGUUCUACUGUAUUUUUUUUAACAAGAAUUUCCACAACUAAAUAAUGUAUACAAACUGCAUUGUACACUGUCUAUGUACAUCCCAUAACAGCAUGGCAUGUGCAUUUGUGUGCAUAAAAGACUCAAAACCAGGAUUAAAAAUGAAGAUAGCAGGAUUGCUGGUUUGUUCUGUAAUUAUUCUGUUCUGGAAGUGCUACCAAAACACAAAGUUUUGCAAUAAAAAUCUUUUUUUAAAGAAAAAA